AUACAGAAAAAUGCACCAAGUGUCCAGAUGAAAAAUAUCCAAAUGAGUACGGAAUCCAAUCCACAGGCCUUGUUUUAAUCAUAUUCAUUAAACAUCUAGAAACUCCUAUUGUGAAAGCCAACAACCGAGACCUCUCUUACAUCCUCCUGGUCUCCCUCCUGCUUUGCUUCUUGUCUCCUUUUCUCUUCAUUGGGCAACCAAGGAAAGCCACUUGCCUUCUCCGACAAACAGUUUUCAGCAUUGUCUUCUCAGUUGCUGUUUCUUCUCUCUUGGCCAAAACCAUCACAGUAGUGCUGGCUUUCCUGGCCACAAAACCAGGAAACCGAUUGAAGAGAUGGUUGGGGAAGAGCUUGGCCAACUCCAUCAUCCUUUCAUGUUCUAGUGUCCAGAUUAUUAUUUGCUCCAUUUGGCUUGGAGUUUCUCCCCCAUUCUGUGACUCAGAUUUUUAUUCCCAGCCUAGAGAGAUCAUCCUGCAAUGCAAUGAAGGCUCUGUUUUCAUGUUCUACAUCACCCUCAGCUACAUGGGCUUUCUGGCUGCCAUCUGCUUCACAGUGGCUUUCUUGGCCCGGAAUCUCCCUGGAGCCUUCAAUGAAGCCAAACUGAUUACCUUCAGCAUGCUGGUCUUCUGCAAUGU
Messenger RNA from Pseudonaja textilis, 634 nucleotides. The record is from RefSeq and is a predicted model, not a curated record. Lineage: Eukaryota; Metazoa; Chordata; Lepidosauria; Squamata; Elapidae.